Salvelinus fontinalis (brook trout) is the source of this 1491-nucleotide messenger RNA. RefSeq names its product lin-37 DREAM MuvB core complex component (gene lin37). The transcript has 10 exons. The record is from RefSeq and is a predicted model, not a curated record. Gene Ontology annotation, biological process: negative regulation of transcription by RNA polymerase II. Gene Ontology annotation, cellular component: transcription repressor complex; Myb complex. Bases 166 to 894 code for a protein of 242 amino acids. Lineage: Eukaryota; Metazoa; Chordata; Actinopteri; Salmoniformes; Salmonidae.
AAACUAUGUUCUAUGUAUAGAUACGUGGCAUUUGGACAUUAAUUCUACAAUAAUUUUCUGCCGAUUAAAAGUUAUGUAUCAAAUAGACAUAAUUCGAAUAAUGCGUAUAUACACGCUUACUCAAGAAAAGACUGCUUCAAUUUGCUGUGAACGGGUAGACUGAUCAUGCAUCACGUCAAGAUCAAGACUGAGAAGCCAGAUGCAGAGGGGAGUGGUGCACGCAGCCGACUAGAUGCAGUAUUACAGGGGCUGGUAGAGAAGAGUGACAGUGAGAGGGAACAAAAUGAAGAUGAGACAAAGAUGGCAGAAGAGUCUCUGAGCAAGGAUGUGUCUCCAUCUUCUGCUGGGAAGCGGCCAUCGUCACGGUUCCCACAGCACCGGAGGAAGAAACGGAAAGAGAUGGAUGAUAGCUUAACAGAGAGUAACCAACAUAAACAAAAUGCCUACAUUAUCAAGUUGUUUGACCGCAGUGUGGACCUGGCCCAGUACUCCACCAGUACCCCACUUUACCCCAUUUGCCGGGCCUGGAUGAGGAACAACCCGGCGGUCAGAGAGAGAGCUGCAUCCCCAAGCCCCCCACACAGCAUGGGGGAAGAGGAGGCUGCAGACAUGCUCAAUGGUAAGGGACAGAAUGUGUAUCGCCUUCCUCCGCCCACCUCCUGUCCUCUCAACCCUUCUGGAGAUCCUGUCAAUCUGAGGAUCCCGCCCACAGAAAAGCCUAUCGUCAGCAAGUCUACAGAUACAGCUCUUGUGUCUGGUCCCCUCAUAUACAACCACAUAGAACGCUGGAAAAAGAUCAGACAAAAAUGGAAAGAAGCGUCCAACAAGAAUCAGCUGAGGUAUAGUGAGAGCAUCAAGAUCCUGAAAGAGAUGAAGGAGAUGUACGACCGCUAGCUGGGAAUCCCCCAGGCAGUAUCCCACAGCAGAGGGAGGAGAAAAGAAUAGAGCAGGUAGGAGCCACGGGGAAGUCAUCUAUCCCAGGACGCUGCCCUAGUCCUCUCCCCAAGGAGGACAUUAUGUGUGACAAUGUCAGAGGAGCCUCAUGGAGCCCAUUUCUACCAAAUACUGCUACAAUUAGGGACCCAAAGUCCUCGUUUUGAAAAUGUAGCAAUACUUUCAGUAAGUUGAUGCUUCUGGUGGGCCCAAGUUAAUCUGUUUAAAUAAUUAUGACAUGUUUUUUGUUAUAUUACAGAAUAUCUGGUAAUGCAUUAUUAUAGUCUGUUGUCAAUCACAACAAUGUGUCAUGAAAAGUUUGUAAACAGGUUGAGUAGUGUGCAACAUUUUGUCUAAAUUCCAGGAUACUCUGAAUUAAUUCCAGGCUUCCAGUGGUAAAUAUUUGUGUUUUUAGGAUCACCAGUUUCCCAGACAAGCAGUGCUCUUGUGAAUAUUUUUUGUUUAAACAUUCAAAAGAAAAGUCUCUCACACAUCUAAAAUGUAAAAGUAAAAAUGUUAACUGAAAGAAAAAAAAGAUUUAUAAAAAGUUGUAAAGAG